This is a messenger RNA of Aspergillus chevalieri, 1365 nucleotides long. RefSeq names its product uridine kinase family protein (gene URK1). Gene Ontology annotation, molecular function: ATP binding; kinase activity. NCBI's taxonomy places the organism in Eukaryota, Fungi, Ascomycota, Eurotiomycetes, Eurotiales, Aspergillaceae. The record is from RefSeq and is a predicted model, not a curated record. Gene Ontology annotation, cellular component: cytoplasm. The transcript has 8 exons. The coding region runs from base 1 to 1365 and encodes 454 amino acids.
AUGGAAUCAAUCCCGCCCGUGUACUCGUCUGCUACAGAAAGACAAAACAAAACUUACAUUCCACCAUGGGCCGAUCUGAGUAUCAUCGGCGUUGCAGGCAGCUCGGGGUCGGGCAAGACGUCGGUGGCCAUGGAAAUCAUCAAGUCUUUAAAUCUGCCUUGGGUGGUGAUUCUUGUAAUGGAUUCGUUCUACAAGAGCUUGAGUCCUGACGACCACGCGAGAGCGCAUCGCAACGAGUAUGAUUUUGAUUGCCCGGAUGCUUUGGAUUUUGAUGCAUUGGUGCAAACUCUGAAGGAUCUGAAGCAAGGGAAGAAGGCAGAUAUCCCGGUCUAUUCGUUUGCAGAGCACCAACGCCAACCUCAGACCACCACACUCUAUUCGCCCCGAGUAUUGAUUUUGGAAGGUAUCUUAGCACUUCAUCCGCAGAUCGUGGAUCUUUUAGAUGUCAAGAUUUUCGUUGAAGCAGAUAUGGAUGUCUGUCUUGGACGCAGAAUUAUGCGCGAUGUCCGAGAGAGAGGCCGUGAUAUUGACGGCGUAAUUAAGCAAUGGUUCGGCUUUGUCAAACCGUCAUACAAAAAGCAUGUGGAACCGCAACGAGCGAUUUCAGAUAUCAUCAUUCCCCGUGGGAUUGAGAACAAGACCGCCAUUGACCUCGUUGUGAAGCACAUUCGGAUGAAGCUCGAGGAGAAAUCCCAGAAGCACAGCGCUGGUCUACAGCAUCUGGGCCUCAUCGCCCUGGAACAUGAGCUAUCUCAAAAUGUGCACAUGAUGGCUCAAACGCCGCAGUUCGUCGGCAUGAAUACAAUCCUGCAGAAUCCUGCAACAGAGCAAGUCGAUUUUGUCUUCUACUUCGACCGACUUGCAUGCAUGUUGAUAGAGAAAGCCCUGGACUCCGCCUCCUACAUCCCAACAGAAGUCAAAACCCCCCAAGGCACCAGCUAUAACGGCCUCAACCCCGCGGGCACAAUGUCCGCUGUAGCAAUCCUCCGCGGCGGCUCCUGCCUCGAAACCGCCCUUAAGCGCACAAUCCCUGACUGCAUCACCGGCCGUGUCCUCAUCCAAACCCACGAAGGCACCGAGGAACCAGAACUGCAAUACCUGAAACUACCACCGCAGAUCGAAACGCAUGAGACGGUCAUGCUUCUUGAUCCCCAAAUGGCGAGUGGAGGUGCAGCUCUCAUGGCGGUUCGCGUGUUGAUGGACCACGGUGUUGAGGAGCAGAAGAUUGUGUUUGUGACUUGCGCGGCGGGGAAGAAUGGGCUGAAGCGGUUGACGGCUGUUUAUCCGAAGGUGAAGGUCAUUGUUGGACGGAUUGAGGAGGAGAGGGAGCCGAGGUGGAUGGAGAAGAGGUAUUUUGGUUGCUAA